Molecule: messenger RNA, 2417 nt
Organism: Trichobilharzia regenti
Lineage: Eukaryota; Metazoa; Platyhelminthes; Trematoda; Strigeidida; Schistosomatidae
Source: the annotation of a GenBank genome assembly
AUGACUAGGGUUGGUGGCAGGUUUCAGGAUUCUAGGUCUCCUAUUCGAAGGUGGGCACCGUCCAGUCAACAUAUUAAACGUGGAAAGUCAGAUAUGGACAUGGAUUUCGCCGCUCCGGAUUGGAAAAGCAUGGAGCUGACCAAGUUUGAAAAACACUUCUACCAGGAACAUCCACUGUCAGCUUCUAGAUCUGAAGCAGACGUUGAGGAAUUUCGUAAGAAGUACAAAAUGUCGCUUUCGGGGAGAGAUAUCCCACGUCCCGUACUGUCAUUUAAUGAGUUGAACGUUCCUGAUUAUAUACUUAGUGUCAUUGCCAAAAAUGGUUGGCAGCUUCCGACUCCUAUCCAGUCGCAGGGUUGGCCAAUGGCACUCUCUGGACGCGAUGUUGUUGGGAUAGCACAAACGGGUUCUGGGAAAACGGCUUCUUUUUUACUGCCAGCUGUCAUACACAUCAUGGCACAGCCUCGAUUAAUGCGUAACGACGGGCCAAUAUGUCUGGUACUCGUUCCUACCAGGGAACUUGCACAGCAAGUACUUACUGUAGCAAAAGAUUUCGCAGAUGCAGCGAGCCUGCGAGCGAUGUGUUUUUACGGUGGUUCUUCUAAAGGCACUCAGCUUCGUGAAAUGCAAAGAGGUGGUGAAAUUUGUAUAGCUACGCCAGGCCGUCUCAUUGACUUCAUUAGGGCGCAAAGAAAUUUGCUCUCACGUGUUACUUAUCUAGUUCUGGAUGAAGCCGAUCGAAUGCUAGAUAUGGGAUUCGAACCUCAAAUCAGAAAAAUAAUAAGUCAUAUACGACCGGAUCGUCAAACACUUAUGUGGUCUGCUACUUGGCCAAGAGAAGUGCAAACUCUAGCGAGGGAGUUCCUUACCGACUACAUCCAGGUGAACAUCGGUUCAGCGUCAUUGCACGCCAACCCGAAUAUUACUCAAAUAGUCGAGAUAAUGGAUGAUUGGAGCAAGGAGCAGCGACUGAUCACACUCCUAGCCGGCUUUGGCAGAGCUAGAACUCUCGUAUUUGUUGAAACCAAACGCCGAACUGAUCAACUGGCAAAUUCCCUUCGGCGUCGCGGGUUCUAUGUUGAAUCAAUGCAUGGUGGUAAGCAGCAAAGAGACCGCGAAUUAACACUGGCUGAUAUUGACAAUAUAGAGUACGUGGUGAACUUUGAUUUCCCCAAUCAAACUGAAGAUUAUAUUCAUCGGAUUGGCCGCACUGCACGAAGUGAUAAAACGGGGACUGCAUUUACUUUUUUUACUCACAAGAACUCAAGACAAGCUCGCGAACUUAUCGAAAUAUUAGACGAGGCCAACCAAGAAAUCAGCCAGGAGCUCAUUCAGCUGGCGGGAAUGUCCAGCUAUUUGCGAAAGUCUGGGGCGAUCAAAAAACAUCCCUCAGCCUUUCAACAAAAGCCACCUGGUCGUGUAACUGGCUUUGGAAAUAUAUCAAGCUAUCCAACACAAGAUAUAAGAGCUGUCAACUCCGGAAUUGCAUAUCCGCAUGGCUCGUCUUUAAUGAAUAAAGGAAAUUCAGCUGCUGAGAACUCGUUCCCUGGGUCGUUCAAAUCCGUCUCUAGCGACCAGCCUAGUAGUGGUCGCAAAACUGUGUUGGGUAGUGUCCCAACUAGUCAGGUACCUGCGUAUGGAGGAUUAUCACAGUCUAUUCCUGUGAAUGAUAAUCGUCUCAGUGAGACUAACUAUCUGAAACCUAGUGUAACAAACGUAACAGAGACAGGAAAGUGGGAUAGGCGCACAGCUAGUACAGAUAAAGUUGGUUCUGUAAUGGCUGCGCCCGUAUCCCUAGUCCAGAAUUCAAGUACAGUUAGUGAAACUGUUGAUCAGUGGCCCACUAAUCAUUGGGGCAACGGCACCAGUCAGGUCCAACAGCACUGGAAUCCAUCAGCCAGCGACGUAGCCACUGGAGGUUCAUUUCAGCGCCCUGUUGGUCACAGUCUUAAGCGACCAACUCUUAUGGAUCCAUCUUCAUCUCAUAUCAGUCUUAUGAAUCCCAGCAGUGACAUGCCCACAUCGGGUGUUAGAUCUCGAGGUUCCAUGGGGAACCCCAAACAAAGCUGCCCCCCGACAAAUGCCCCACAGUACGUACAGCAGUGGCCGGGUUUUGCUGCAAAUCCAUAUUCAUAUUCUACACCGUCUGCUCCGGGUACAGACACAUCUACAUCCAAUUGGGGUAGUGGAUGGGCCCCAAGUUUCCACGGAAAUUAUUAAAUGAUAACAAGCAACAUUUGAGACCUUGUGUUGUUUUCGAUUUAUUUUAUCGACUUUUUACCAAGGGGCUGUCAGCUUUGUUCCUGUACAGCCUCCUGCAAUAUUGUUUCUUUCUUCUGCAUUCGUACCAUGCUGGUACGAACCCAAAAUUGUAGUUCCAUGCAUAAUUUCCAUUAAAACCAAGAAAGCGUUAUCUG